ACAUAACUCCGACUGACCCCGAGCAGCGAGGAAGCAGCUGCAGCCUGUUCAAUUCAUAAGAAGAUUUAAACACAUUUAAUACCGCGGGGUGUUUGUGUAGUCACAGUUUCCGUACUGCAGGCAUCGACGGAGCUGUUAAAAGUUAGACAAUAUAAAUAAAGCACACUCGGAGAGCCCAGCGACUCGGGGUUGGACACCUUCUCCAGCUAUCAUUAGGGAAAAAAAUGGAGACUCUACACCCCCACUGCCUUAAAUGCAUCAAUAGAAGAUGCAUGGUGAGACCAGAGACAGGUGUUUCCUGUGACCUCAUUGGCUGUCCUCUUGUCUGUGGGGCAGUUUUUCACUCGUGCAAACUAGAGGAACAUCGUCUGCUGUGUCCCUAUGAACGCCUCCCUUGCCUCAACAGUGGGUUUGGCUGCCCUUUCACUAUUGCAAGGGUCAGGAUGGCACAACACCUUGAGACGUGUCCUGCAAGUAUAGUAUGUUGUACUAUGGAGUGGAACCGCUGGCCCGUCAGCUAUGCUGAUCGCAAGUCCUAUGAAAACUUGAGCAAAGACUUCGAUGAGGUGGAGCAGUUAGACAUGGCUUUGGCUCUGCAGGAUCAAAGGAUGCUGUUAGAGUCCCUUAAGGUCACGACCACUGUGUCGAAGAAUGGAGGUAAAGAAUUAGAUGAAAGUGAUAAAAUGGCCACAGCAUCAAGUUUACCAGAGACAGUGUUAGGUAAUGCAACAGUGGAAAUGGAGGAAGAGCCCUUUAAUGAGCUGUACAGGGCUUCAGUGGAGACGAGGAGAAAUUUAGCUGCUGCCUUGGACAUCCUCACUAAUUCCAAGGACAUUAAUGUAAUUGUUGGAAACUUAAAUGGCGAAAAGACUGAUAAGAGUGGAGCACUCCAUAAUGGAGAAAAUGGUGAUAGCCAUGGUAUUUAUGUUGCUGAAGGCGGGAAGAAUGUAGAUAUGCAAGAAAGUGACUCUGAUUCAGAGUGCGAGCUGGGAGCGGUGGGCGGAGUGGAGAGCGCUGCUAUAGGCGAUGGAGAAGAAGAUGGUAUCAACUGGGUUGAAGAAAAUGAUUUUGUUGAGUUGCUUUUUGAUGAGAAGGAAGAUGACAUUGAUGAACCGAUAAAUGAUUCCAACCUUGUCUGGCCAGAGAUGCCUCAGAAUUACAUGCCUGUUGUAGCACUGGAACCUCCUGUGCCUCAACAAGAACCACUUGCACCUCCAAUGCCAUUCCUACUGUCUGAUCAUGUGAGAAAUAACUUCUUGCAACACUUACCCACUGAACUCAGGUACAGGUGCCUGGAGCGUAAGCUACAGAAUGUAGAAGUGCUUAGAGGAAUAAGUAUGUUUACAUUUAAUGGACGUCGGGCCCUGCUGUCAGAUCCUUAUUUGUUUCGAGCGAAGAUGGAGGACAAGGCAGUUGACACAUCUGACCUGGAGGUAGCAGAUGACCCCAUGGGCCUCCAUGGCAUUGACCUUAUCACUGCAGCUUUGCUUUUUUGCCUUGGCGAUUCUCCAGGAGGCAGAGGAAUCUCAGACAGCAGGUUUGUUGAUGGCUACCACAUUGAUUUUGGUACGCAAACAUUCUCCUUCCCUUCUGCCAUUCUUGCAACCAACACCAUGGUGGGGGAUAUUGCUUCAGCUUCAGCCUGCGAUCACGCCAGUCCACAGCUUUCCAACCCCAGCCCCUUCCACACUCUUAGACUGGACCUAGUGCUUGAAUGUGUGGCCCGAUACCAAACCAAACAGCGCUCCAUGUUCACAUUUGUGUGUGGGCAGCUGUUCCGACGAGAUGAAUUCUCAUCUCAUUUCAAAAAUGUUCAUGGAGAUAUUCAUGCUGGACUCAAUGGCUGGAUGGAGCAGCGCUGCCCCUUGGCCUACUACGGCUGCACCUACUCCCAAAGACGAUUUUGUCCAUCUGUUCAGGGCUUCCGGAUCAUCCACGACAGGCACCUGGGUUCUUUCGGGGUGCAGCCUGGUUUGCCAUUGAAAACUGGGGACACGCGCCUAAGAAAGAACUGCCAGUUUAGCUCUCAGUGUGACCAGUUCAGCAGUCUUCCAUUUGAAAUUUUGCAGCACAUAGCAAGUUUUCUGGACAGCUUUAGCUUGUGCCAGCUCUCCAGAGUGUCCCGCAUCAUGAGAGAUGUGUGUGCCAGCCUGCUGCAGAUGCGUGGCAUGGUUGUUCUGCUGUGGGAGAAGAAACGGCGUGCUGAUGGGUCUCCCUCAUGGCAGAUCACAAACAAGGUGUGGCGAUUCAGCACAGCCUUUGGUACAGUGAACGAGUGGAAAUUUGCAAACAUCGCCAGCAUGGCUGAUCACCUCAAGAAAUGCAAAUUUAACACAAUUUCUCGUCGGGAGGAGGCGAUCCCUCUGCCAUGCAUGUGUUUCACCAGAGAGCUCACAAAGGAAGGGAGGUGUUUACGUUCAGUUCUCAAACCAGUAGCAUAAACAGUGAGGUCAUCCUUCAGACUCCUCUGGGUCCUACAGAACUCAAAUGCACAUUUUUCCUCCAGUGUUUACAGACAUUACGACUCUUCCGGCCUCAGAAAGACAACUCCUGGUUGAACUUUACCUGUGGUUCUCUGCUACACAGUGGAAACAGUCUUCAAUCCCUCAAAUAAGACAAAGCCAGUAGUGAGCUGGCAUAUACUUCAGCUGAGGCUGACCUGCUGCAGUCACACAUCAGGACUAUAAAAAAGCAAAUCGAAGUUCUAGCGUUGUAUCUUCCUCUCUGAUAUUAAUCCUGGUGUACUGAAGUUGUAUCUUUACCUACUCUGACACUGUGUAAAUAUCGAAUGUUUUUGGUGUAGAAUUUUUAAACAAUUUUUUAUAUCAAAAAGUCAGUACCGUGCUUCACUGGUAAGAGUAGAGCCUUAACUUGAGAUACACUUGAUUUUUCUCGCCAUGAGGUCGUUCAGAACAUCUGUGAGAUUUCUCCACUGCUUCACGCUAGAACAGUUACUGCUACCUAGAACGCUUUGACAUCUUCUUUAGAUACUUACUGUGACCAUGUGUGUACUGCUUAGAACUCAGAUUUCACAGCGUUAAUUCUACAUUUUCACAUUGACCAAACGUCUGUGCUCCACUUUACAGGAUUAUUGAACUGCACCAGCAUGAGCAUGCUCACACCUUUUUUUUUUUU
Molecule: messenger RNA, 3135 nt
Organism: Haplochromis burtoni (Burton's mouthbrooder)
Lineage: Eukaryota; Metazoa; Chordata; Actinopteri; Cichliformes; Cichlidae
Gene: fbxo30a
Product: F-box protein 30a
Exons: 3
Coding region: 225-2441 (738 amino acids)
Molecular function (GO): protein binding; ubiquitin protein ligase activity; zinc ion binding
Source: RefSeq, a predicted model, not a curated record